Messenger RNA from Cydia amplana, 582 nucleotides. RefSeq names its product vitelline membrane protein Vm26Ab-like. The transcript is spliced from 3 exons. The record is from RefSeq and is a predicted model, not a curated record. Lineage: Eukaryota; Metazoa; Arthropoda; Insecta; Lepidoptera; Tortricidae. Bases 126 to 440 code for a protein of 104 amino acids.
ACUCGUACUGUCUCGAAAUCUCAUUCAGUGUGUAAUCAGGUAUUUAAACCAGCCACAUUCUACCCCAGACAUCAUUCACUCUUCAGUCUCUUCACUCACCAAAUCCAAAACACAAAUCAAUCAACAUGUUCAAGCUGGUGGCCUUCGUAGCUCUUCUCUCCGUUGCCGCGGCUAAGCCAGGCAUCCACUCCGUGGCGUACCCCGCGGUCCCUGCAGUGGCACCAGUCGCUGCGUACACCGCUGCGUACACUGCCCCCAUUGCCGCCGCUUACACUGCUCCCCCGCUGGUGGUGAGCUACGCGACGCCGGUGGCGGCGGCGUACACGGCGCCCGUGGCGGCAGCGUACACCGCCCCCGUCGCCUACUCAGCCUACUCCGCCUACUCGCCACUCGCCUACUCUGCGUACAGCUACGCUCCUUACUCUGCCUACUACGUCUAAGGAAUCAAAGCAAUGAUUGGUCUCGAAUUUAUUAAGUUAUUUAUUUAUUCAAUUUUGAGACCAAAUUAUUGUUUAACACGGGACCUACGCUACACUAACUAUAACGAUUAUGCCGAAUAAAUACGGAUAUUAAGUUAUUAAU